Melozone crissalis (California towhee) is the source of this 807-nucleotide messenger RNA. It is a transcript of the gene HSPB3, whose product is annotated as heat shock protein family B (small) member 3. The coding region runs from base 1 to 807 and encodes 268 amino acids. The transcript is spliced from 2 exons. Lineage: Eukaryota; Metazoa; Chordata; Aves; Passeriformes; Passerellidae. The record is from RefSeq and is a predicted model, not a curated record. Gene Ontology annotation, cellular component: nuclear speck; cytoplasm.
AUGCCGCUGUGCCCCGCGGAGCCGGCACCGCGCGCUCCCGGCCGGCCGUGCCCGCGCAUCCCGGCGCCGUGCUGGAAAAACGGCGGGGGAGGCGGACACCGGGGACAUCGUCGUGGGAAGCCAAGCUGCCCGGCUGCUGCUUCGGAAGAGCAUCUCUGCAGUGCUUUCCCUGGGCAGCCUCCCCGCUGGGCAGCACCGAGAGAGGCCUUCGAGGCACGCUCUGCCUGUUCUAAAAGUGAAAGGCGACAUCAACUGAUAGACUGGUCUGUGGGUAAGACACAAGGCUGGGAAAAGCUCAGUGUGACUCUGCAGUUUCCCAGCACAGCAGGAGCAGCAGCUGAUCCUUCUGCCUCAGCAAUGGCAGAAGCUGUCAUAAGACAUUGGGUGGAAACUCCUGUACGCUACCAGGAGCAGUUUGUUGGCCAGGAGCUGGAGGCACACAAACUGAACCACCUUUUAUAUGCUUUGCCGGGCCCUGCCACCGCUGCGCCGAGCGACCAAAGGUGCGCCCCAGAAAGCACGGCUGGGGCUGGGAAGAGCGGCCAGGAGGAGGAAAACACACAAUUCCGGGUCUUGCUGGAUGUUGUGCAGUUCCGCCCCGAAGAUAUCAUUAUCCAGACUUUCGAAGGCUGGCUCCUGAUUAAAGCUCAGCAUGGACCCAGGAUGGAUGAGCAUGGUUUCAUAUCCAGAAGCUUCACCAGACAAUACAAAUUACCCAACGGAGUGGAGAACAAAGACUUGUCUGCACUUUUCUGCCAUGAUGGCAUUUUGGUUGUUGAAAUGAAGAACUCAGUGGAAAAGAAUUAG